CGGUCAAACGUAGGCCACAACCCAGCAUACGUAUUAAUUCUCUUUUACUUUAUUGUUACAGUCAUCCAACGGAAUCACCCAUCCUUCCUUCUCUCUCUCUCUCUCUCUCUCUCUCUAUUUCAUUUUUGUUUGACUUUACAAUUACCGCGUGUUAAAUUUCAUUUCACCACCUUCUAGAAGCGCACCGUUCGAAGAUUGUACAUCAUCUCCAACGUCAUUUAGCCCUCUCUUCAGGUGACGCCACGUCAUCCCCAUCCACGUGUCGUCAUCACAGCACGCUUUGUUACCUGCGAAAUUACCGUCAAGACCAUUGACCAAAAAGACUGUAAUUGUCGGCUUUAUUAUAUAUUUAUUUUUCAUUUCCUAAAAACUUCGUCCCCAAGGAAAUAGCUCUCACGAGGGACAGGGUCAAGUAUAAAGCGAACGCCCCGUCCGCGAAUUCUGGCACCAGAUUCCAUCUGCCGAACCAUCUGGAAUUUCCGCCAUGAACGAUGUGAGGGAUCAGCAGCGGAAUGCGAAUGAUCUUCAUCAUCAACAUCACCGUCGAGAGGAAAUCCCGGAGCUGGAUUUCGAGAAGUUGGAGGUCGUGACGGCGCUCGGCCGGGGGGCGAAGGGAGUGGUGUUUCUGGCGCGGAAUGCGACGGAGAACGACGGCGAAUGGCUGGCGCUCAAGGUCAUUUCCAGGGCGUUGAUCGAGAGGAAAGCCACGGUCGUAAGUACCGAUGGAUCCGAGUACCGGAGAGUCUGCUUCGAACGGGAGGUUUUGCGUCUGUUUCGGCAUCCUCUGUUGCCGCGAUUGCGCGGCGUUUUGGAUACUCAGAAAGUCGUAGGCUACGCCAUUGAUUAUUGCGCAGGACGAGAUCUUAAUACUCUCCGGAAGAAACAGACCGAGAAGAUGUUCUCCGAUGACGCUAUCAGAUUUUACGCUGCGGAAUUAGUUAUGGCGUUGGAGUAUGUACACAGCUUAGGAAUAGUUUACAGAGAUUUGAAGCCGGAGAACGUCAUGGUUCAACAGAACGGCCAUGUGAUGCUUGUCGAUUUUGAUCUCUCUACAAGGCUCUCUCAGAGAUCUCCUAAAUCGUCUCCUACACCAUCGCCGAAGGUUUCGACGGAAUCCAAAUCGGCGAAGAUGAGGAAGAAGAAGAAGCGAUUCGUUUCAUUUAACCGAUUCUGCAACUCUGGCGUUUCGCCGGAGGACUCGCUGUACCGCCCCGAUCAACGGGCGGAGAAACCUAAAUGGCCGCCGGACGCGUCGGAAUCGGAGAAGUCGAACUCGUUCGUGGGGACGGAGGAGUACGUGGCGCCGGAAAUCGUGGCCGGGAAGGGGCAUGACUUCGCCGUCGACUGGUGGUCCCUCGGCGUUGUUCUGUACGAGAUGCUGUACGGGACGACGCCGUUUAGGGGAUCGAAUCGGAAGGAAACGUUCUACCGGAUUCUGACAAUGUCGCCGGAUCUGUGCGGGGAAGCGACGCCGUUGAGAGACUUAAUCAGGAAACUGCUGGAGAAAGAUCCGGCGAAAAGGAUCGAACUCGACGAGAUCAAGGGCCACAAUUUCUUCAGAGGAACCGAUUGGGAUUUGGUUUUGCAAAUUCCGCGGCCGCCGUCGCUGCCCGGGAUGGAGGCGGCCGCGGAGGACACAGAAGGAAAUAACACAAUUGAUGUGGAGUCCUUUGUCCAAGACGUAUUUUGCAGCCGCGAAUCGGAGAAGAAGAAUCAUAAUAAUGGUGAAGAAGGAAAGGGAUUUAAUCCUAAUUACACGGAGUCUGACAGAUUUCUUGUGUUCUGACCAUUUUUUUAAUAUAUUUUUUUCCUAUAAAACAUUUUUAUAUUCUUCAACCUUUGCUGGCCUAUGCUAUCGUAGUCUGUUUAGAUAUGAAAGAUUAAAUCCAUUAUUUGAAAAUAUUUUAUUUCAAAUAGUGGUUUGCAAGAAAUUAAUCUAUUUUGUUCUAAGUUAAUUGUA
Messenger RNA from Momordica charantia (bitter melon), 1960 nucleotides. RefSeq names its product serine/threonine-protein kinase OXI1. Lineage: Eukaryota; Viridiplantae; Streptophyta; Magnoliopsida; Cucurbitales; Cucurbitaceae. Gene Ontology annotation, molecular function: protein kinase activity; ATP binding. The record is from RefSeq and is a predicted model, not a curated record. Gene Ontology annotation, biological process: protein phosphorylation.